AUGGCAGGAGGAAAGCAGCGGAAAAAAGGGUGGAAUCCGUUUAAACGUUCUCACCGACGGCAAAAGGUGAACGAAGAUGAACAAGCACUCGAUUCCUAUGAAAGCAGUGUCUUCAGUAGAUCACUUGAUUCUAGCAAGAUGGACAACUUCUCUGUUACUUCAAUGCGAGACGAGAGCGACAAUGACAGGGGACAAGCCUUUUGCGAUGCCAAGGAGGAAAUGUCGGGAGAGGCACCCAGCUCCCCAGCAGUAGAGGAGGAACCAAGGGACCUUACUCAACAAGAUAGUUCGUGGGAUCCAAAGACUCCCUCUCAAGGACCUAGCAUGUCGUUUGAGUCGCCCUUCAAAAGCGCAGUUGAGGUAGACCUAGAUGGCCCUAGCUUCUUCAUGGAUUCGUACCUACCCAAUACUUUACUUGAGAAUGGUAUGGGUGGCAUUCCAGAGGUCGCCCUGGAUCCACGCCUUCUAAGGAAUGAAGAUUCUCAGGCAGAUUUUGAAGACUUUGAGUCGGUAGACUUCAAUCCAGAUUCGUCGCAUUCAAUUGCGUCCACGCCAACCUCCGUCAGGGCAAUUAAUGAAGACGACUUGAUGGACGACUCCUUGUCGGCCAUGUCCGGGAAAGAGAAUGGUUUUCAUGAUCCUGAUUUAUCAGAGUACAAAAGCCCGCUAAAUCAAGAUGGACACAAAGAAUUCUUCUCGGAAUAUGAUGGUGGAGAGUCUGAAGAUCUCACGGCCACCGGUCACUUUCCGCUGAGCCCGUCAGAGAACGUCGACCAGAACUUUAUUGAAAGGGAUGCUCAGGAAGAUUCCAAAGGGAUAGAAAAACAUAAUCAUCAGCGAAAUGCAACGUUGGCCGAUAAGAGGAGGAAAGGGAGACCCUUCCGUUCUCGGCUGAAGAACGUCCUUGCUAACAAAGCGCUCACCAACCUUACUCAGAACACGAACGUGUUAUCUCCUUCUGUUGCUUCGACAAGGUCUGCCAAUAUAGAUUCGCCACACAACAGGAAGAGAGACAGCGCUCCUUUGGCAGUUGCUACAACUACAAAUUUGACUACCACACCUCGUAGCAAAAAGCUAUGGUCGAAGACCAAAGUUACACCUAAAAGUGCCGAGACUGAAGGAAACGCAGACGCCAAGAAGUCCUGGUCUCAACUUCUUCGGUCACCCCAACACGCAACCAACAAGCGAAACGAAACACAAAGUUCACCUGGUACACCUGGCACACCUGGCACGCCUACGGUGGAUGGAAGCAACAGCACGACGAGCAGGGAAACUGAGGAUGUAGACACCGUUGACUGCGAGCCCCUCAACAUUGCCUUCCCGACUAUACUGGCGCACGCGCAAACGUUUUCCCAUUACCAAAGUAGGACCCCGAGGAGCAUCGUUGAAUCGAAAUCGGCAAAUCCUGCUUUGGACCUUGACGAAGACGCCUUCACCUGCAACACCGAAGUCACAGAAAUCACAGAAACGAUCGAAGUUGAGAGCAAAGCGAGCCGGGCAGUGUCGAUCAUGGCUACUUCGGUUAUUGAGGACAAAGAAGAGGAAUCCCAGCAACAAACUCCCAUCAAAUCGAGCACAUCCAUCUCUCCUCGUGGUAAAGGGCACACAGAUGUGGGGGAAGAGCAACCCCCUCCACCUCCACCUCCGCCCCAAUCUUCUGCCCCCCCAAAACUUGUGAUUGUAAAACAGAAAAGCAACGAGGAUCAAGCUGCGAUAAAAGAUUCAUCCGGAGAAUCCAAUGAGAAGAAAGAGCAACAGCAAGGAUGUGAUUCCAUGAAGCAGACCGACAAAAAGGAGAAGAAGGAGGAUUCCUUAUUCGAGCCUUCUCAAUUUGAGAUAUUUCCUGCAUUGACGGCCAAUGAAAGCAUGUGCGGAAAGAGCCAAGAAGUCAUAUCAUUACGUGCGUCUGAGUCAGCUAUUGGGUUCACCCUAUCUGAAAAAGAGAGAAUCGACGGCACCGCAAAGCUAAAGAGAGGAGAUCUGAGCGUAGACCAGGCACGUAGUCUGGACCAGAAAGAUUCCGAGGUAUCCGAGUAUACAUUGUCGCAGUACGUGUCAGAUCUCAGCGGGAACGCCUCUUGCGACGAGGACACAAAGAAACUAUCGCAAUGUCAUUCCGGUCUCAGUCUAAAUGCUUCUUCGAGCGACGAGCACGACAAAAAGCAACGAAAGAAAAUCUCGAUGGGGAGAAUGCUGUUUCUCAAGAAGCGGAAGAAAAAGUCCUUUCCGUUACCUCGACACCCGUCCCCCGACACGAUCGAUGAAGAAGAGGGCGAAGCAGAGGAAACACCGUUGGUUGGCUGGUUUGAUUCUCAGAACAGCAGGAGUUCAGACGCUGCUGAUGAUAUAAGCAAGAAGGGAUCAAGUGAUCCAUGGACUAGCUCCUAUGAUGUUGAUGACGCCGGGCAGGUCGAGGUAAAGGAUGGCCGAAAAACAAGUUCGGCAUCUUCCUCCGGAUUGAUAAAAGUUGGCCCUUCAAGAAAGUCAAACCUGAUCUACUGGUCUCAUUCGACAGAUAACUUAGAAGUUGUAAAGGUUGCUUCGAACCGCAUUGGCGUCGAAGAUGGUUCAGUUGCAACUGGAAAUGGUUACAGCGUUCCAAAGAAACAAACUAAACCCGCCAACAAGCCAACGCCUGAGAAAUUAAAAACAAUCGCAAAUACGUUGAAGCAAUCCAGCAGCUCAGAGUCACGCGAGCUUCAAAUAUCGGCUUCAUCGGCAUCAUCAGCGCAAACCAGGAAUGGAGAUAAGGGUCCAAGAGGUGUAGCAGUGGGUAGUCCCUCGCCAAGAACAGCGGGUAUCUUAGCCAUGCUUGAGAAACCAAGUGUCGAAUACAAACCCUCGAAAAUAGGCGACACGAUUGCAGCAGACAUAGUGGAAAGCCAGUGUUCAACUUUGUCGGAUUUCUCGGGUACCGGUACGGAUACGGAUGGAACGGACGGUUCCGCAUCCUGUGGAAGUAGCUACUCGGCAGGCUCCGAACACUCGGCUAAUUCGGAAUCUGCCAUAAUGUCUACGACCAGCGAUCUCGGUAUCUCAAAAACUGCAACCUUCGUCAGCCCUGAACCGCUGCUGACCAAAACAACUGCCUCGGUAUCGGCUUCCCAGGAUACAGUUCCGCAAUCCGCUUCCGAUUCCGACGAAGACGUAUUCAGUCGUAUCGAGGACGACGAGGAUGACUCUGUCGACGAAGGGCGGACCGCUUUCUUUCAGGGGACUGUCAACGGUCCGAAUCUAUUGUCAGCUUGCACUCCAUGUCAUGCUGAAGUACCGGUUCGCCGUCGCAGACGCAACGACAAAGUGUCAAGAACGAACUCGUUGGUCGAUGGAGAGAUCUCCUCUUCCUCGUCUGGCGAGUAUUCUUCUUCGGAUUCUCGGUCAGAAGUCGACAACAUUGAAGCACACAUGCAAAUGGCACAAGAAUGGCUUUCAAAGAUUAGUUCAGCAUUUCUUGGCAACGACGAUGACGACGACAGCACUGUCGUCAAUAGCACAAUUGCAAAUACCUUGCAAUGCGAAUAUGCCGGCGUCUUGGGCCGUUUCAAGAUAAACGUCAACAAAAACAACAAGGAGUGA
This is a messenger RNA of Seminavis robusta, 3576 nucleotides long. Lineage: Eukaryota; Bacillariophyta; Bacillariophyceae; Naviculales; Naviculaceae. The record is from the annotation of a GenBank genome assembly.